Molecule: messenger RNA, 4884 nt
Organism: Medioppia subpectinata
Lineage: Eukaryota; Metazoa; Arthropoda; Arachnida; Sarcoptiformes; Oppiidae
Source: the annotation of a GenBank genome assembly
AUGCUAGUAAUACUGUUCUUUUGUGCCACAAUUAGCCUGGCGUUGGCCAACGAGUUUAGGCUGGUUAACAAUUGCCCCUUUACCGUAUGGCCCGGUAUAUUGGGUAACCCGGGUAAGGGCAACCCCGAGGGCGGUGGGUUCCAACUGAACAGCCAUCAGACACACUCGUAUCAAGUGGGCAAUGGAUGGGCCGGUAGAGUGUGGCCCCGAACCAACUGCAACGGCGCCGGCCAUUGCGAGACUGGCGAUUGUGGCAACAAGAUCCAAUGCAACGGCGCCGGUGGGGUACCCCCCGUCUCACUGGCCGAGUUCACGCUAAACGGCGCGGGUGGCCAAGACUUUUACGACGUGAGCUUGGUCGACGGGUACAAUCUACCAAUCAGGAUACGACCCAUAGCGGGCACAUACCGUAAGUCGGGUGGCGGACACUACGACUGCGGCGACGCCGGUUGUACGUCAGACCUGAACGCCCGGUGCCCGGCAGAGUUGGCCGUACGCAACGGUGCCGGCGCUACCAUCGCCUGUAUGAGCGCCUGCAUGAAGUUCAACACCGACGAGUACUGUUGCAGAGUACUGACCACGGUAGCUUUAGCCGCCGAGUUUCAGUUUAAAAACAACUGCCCCUACACCGUAUGGGCCAAAACGUUGGGCAAUCCGGGCAAGGGCAAUCCGGAAAACGGCGGUUUCACCAUGGCGGGCAACAGCCAGCACACAUUCAACACCAACCCGGGGUGGGCCGGGCGGAUGUGGGGCAACACCGGGUGUCAACCAGACGGGCACCAUUGCAAAUCGGGUGACGGGGCGACGCCCACCACACUCGGCGAAUGGACCAUGUCGGACAAGGACGGGGGCAUGGACUUUUACGACGUAAGCCUGGUCGACGGCUACAACGUGGGCAUGCGCGUCGAGCCACUAGCAGGUACAUUUACCAAACAGGGCCCCGGGCAUUACGAUUGCGGCACAGCCGGGUGCGUACAGGAUAUGCUGGACCACUGUCCGGCCGAGUUGGCCGUUAAGGAUGGCGUAAAUACAGUGGCCUGUCUCAGCGCGUGCGCCAAGUUUAAGACAGAUGAGUACUGUUGCGGUGGCGCCCACUCCACCCCCGAGACGUGUAAGUCCAAGGACUGGCCCGUCAACUAUCCGGCCAUUUUCAAAAAGUACUGCCCCGAAGCGUAUAGCUAUGCCUACGAUGAUGCGGCUAGCACGUUUACCUGCCAUGGUAAACCGUAUGCCGGCUACGUGGUCACUUUCUGCCCGCAGUACUCGUUGCUAUACUUAAUAAUGGCGCUAUACCAAAACAUAAUUACCCUGUUGAUAAUAGCUGUCACAUGCAAUCGUGCACAGGAAAGUACGGUGGAUACAACUGAAACCACAUUAUUACACGAAAAUCGUUCCCAUUGGCAACGACUAAAGGGUCCGGGUCCUGUGCCCGGACGUCACGGGCCCACUCAAUUAACCACAAAUAGGCACAAUGUGAACGCCGAUCUGGUAGACGACAUGGUAAACGUGACAUUCCGGUGGGCGGAGACCGAGUUCCCGGUCACUGUCCGUAUACUGAAAGCGGCCCAAAACAUGACGGUCACAGAUAUAGAGGCCAUACCGGGCGCAGGGCCAUUUUUGAAAAUAUUGGUCGAGGUGUUUCGGAUACAUCAGGCCCGUCAGGCCUAUCGCCGGGCCCACAACGGCUCGGACUGGAUCACAACCAACCAAUCGGUGUUCGUCACAGUGAACAAGCUCAAUUUCACGGGAGCUGAAAUACCCGUAUACUAUUUUAACAUUACCGAUGUGUUUGGCAACAAUUCGACCGGGGUCAAAACGAUUGCCGAAAUGGCCAAGAUCUGUCACGAACGGGAAGUGCCCUUUGUCGAGGCGGUGGCCGUAUUUACCCGCGACGUGUCCGAUGAUUUAUUUACCAGCAUGCUGGAAGUGUCGAGCAAUAUAAAAAUGUCUGACCUGGUUGAAAAGGGGGCACUUAAAAUGGUGGAACAUGUGGGUAAAAAUUUUACCGGGGCUCUAUUGCCCCGGCUGGUGCACUCAAUGAAUGUCACCGGGAUAAAAUUCAUAAAUACUACGUUUAACAAGAUCAACACGGUCACUCGGCUGGAGCUAGAGUUGGCCAAUAAUAUGACCCACAAUAUUACACAUUUGGUUUUGAACGGCAUCGAAGCGCUGACUAAUGAAUCUAGACGCUUUGCCCGGAACAGUAUCACCAGGGUGGCCAAUAUCAGUAAUCGCACCUAUCAUAUGUUUAAUAAUCAGGUGCGCGACCUGAGCGAUAAUCUUCAGGCCAUGUCAGCCAAUCUGUCACAAUCGCCCGGCAAAUUGGUCUCGAUCAUUUCGGACCGGGCUACCACGUUGACCAACUCGGCCUGGUAUAGGGUGGCCAACUGGACCGAGAUUGUUACCAAUCUGACGUGGAACUACUGGAAUGAUUUUAAGAAUACGGCUGAGUUUACUACAAAUGUGACGGUAGAUACUCUACGGGGCAUAAAGGAUGUAGGUGUACAGGGUGUGCGAAAUAUGACCGAGGUGGCACUCAAUGACCUAGCGCCGUUUAGGUUUAAAAAGUUUGAAAAUUUGCUGACAAAUACGAGCCAAACGUGGUUGAAUACGUUAACACUGGAUAUACCAUUUUAUCCCGGUACCAAAAAUUUAACCGAGUGGAAAAUGCCUAGCGCGGCACUUUCUAGGAAGGCACUGUGCCGCGAUCAGAUUACCCAGGGUACCACGUUUUGCCAACAUUUCUUUCAGCACCGGUACCUUAACAGACAGUGCCAUAGCAAUCUCGUUCAAUUUUACCGCAUCAAGCACGUUUACGUUAAGCGUACUGCACAUCACAUCCUGGAGGUAGUGGACACCAGUGAUGGCCCCUUUACUGGGGCCACAUAUCCGCCAUUAUUUGGCGCUGACUCAAUACCGGUCGGUUCGGCUGGUGGUGGUGCCCUGUUCCUUAUAACACAUCGUUAUGUGCACAACAAUAUGGGUAUUAAUUAUUGCACACUACUAUUCGUAUGCUGUUUAUCAUCGAUCUUGAUCGGUAUUGAUGGGGGCAAACAAAAUGCCACCACCACCGCCAAAAUCACCACAACCCGUGCCAAUACAGUUAGCGCAAAGCUCACCACUAAGACGAGUAGAGUUGCCAGCAGUACAGAGGCCGCCACUGAGAACACAGGAAGCACCGCAAGUGCCGCCGCAGCCACUGGCAAUCCUACCGCCACUACCAGUGUUAUCGCAACUACUCUUGAUAUUGAGGCCAUUAUUGCUGAUAUGAGGCCCAAGAAAAAGAAACGUCGAGGAGACCUAAUUGGCAGCGCAUCUGGCCACACUACUAUCACGGCCGCGGCCACUGCCUAUCCUACCACCACUACCAGCGCGUCUGUUAUCGUAACUACUCUUGAUAUCGAGGCCAUUAUCGCUGACAUGAGACCUAAGAAAAAGAAACGCCGAGGAGACCUGAUUGGCAGCACAUCUGGCCACACUACUACUACCGCCGCCGUCGCUGGCAAUCCUACCACCACUGCGUCUAUCAUCGCAACUACUCUUGAUAUUGAGGCCAUCAUCGCUGACAUGAGGCCUAAGAAAAAGAAACGCCGGAAAGACUUGUUUGGCGGCGCAUCUGGUCACACUACUACUACUACCACCGCUGGCGUUACCGAUGAUAAAAUACUUAAAGCAGCUGUUGAUAAUAGUGGCGGCGCUACCACAACAGCGCCCACAACCGGGGGUGGCAGCACAGAGAGUAGCCCCACGUCAACCACCACUGACGCGCCCCCGGAGUACAAUAGGGUGACCAGAAGGACUAAGAAUACGCUGGCGCAGGACAAGAAUGACAUGUUUGGACCGCCCAAACUGUUUGGCCCGAGGCCUGGGGCGUGGAAACGCAAAAAGUCGUCCACCACUACCACACCGGGGGCGACACCGGUGGGCACCAGUGCUGGCGAUAGCGGCCUAACCACUACUACUACUGCUGACACUAAUGCCGAGACUACCGGCGCAGACAACGGUAGCGUUAGUGUCAGUACGCCAGCGACGCCCGAUGUGCCUGAUGUGCCCAAUGGGCCCAAUUACGGCACCAGUACUGCGGCACCGGGCGGUACAACCACUGAAAACCCCGGCAAACAGCCCACAGAUGAGACAACGACUACUAGUGCCGGUGCCGAUGAUGGCCAGACUGAUGGUACCGGUGCUACGGCAGCGCCAGCCGAUAUGCUCAACACGAUCGGCGAGAAUGUGGUCGGCGCUGAUGAUUACGCCACCAGUACUCCGACACCGGGCGGCACAACCACUAAUAAACUGCGAAAAGCUAGUAAACCAACCGAUGGGACACAGACUACCGGCGCUGAUGAUGGCCAGACUGGCGGUACCGGUGUUACGGCAGCGCCAGCGGAUGUGCUCAACACUAUCGGCGAGAAUGUGGUCGGUGCCGAUGAUUACGCCACCAGUACUCCGGCACCGGGUGGUGGUACCACGGAAGUAGACCCGGCCGAACAGCCAGUUGAGUUGGACACCACCGGUGCUACAGUGGCGCCGCCGGAUGUACUCAAUACGAUUGGCGAGAAUGUUGUCGGCGCUGACGAUUACGCUACGAGUACACCGACUCCGGGCGGUGGCGGAGCAAAAGCCACUACGAGUGCCGGUGUCGGUGAUGAUGGUUACUCUACCAGUAAGGCGGCACCGGGCGGUUCCAUCCGGACUAAAAAACCAAAACAUGGUGGUAGACAAACUACAGAAGCACCUGUAGAUGAGGCUCAAACCGCCGGUGCCGGUAGUGAUGGAAACACAGCGACUACAACUGCGGGCGCAGAUGAUGGUCAAACUAGCAGUACUGCGGCACCGGGCGGUGGCGCACCUGAAGCUACUACAAGUGCCAGUGUCGAAGAUAAU